Molecule: messenger RNA, 1806 nt
Organism: Schizosaccharomyces japonicus yFS275
Lineage: Eukaryota; Fungi; Ascomycota; Schizosaccharomycetes; Schizosaccharomycetales; Schizosaccharomycetaceae
Product: WD repeat protein Rrb1
Exons: 1
Coding region: 86-1525 (479 amino acids)
Source: RefSeq, a predicted model, not a curated record
CUGUACACCAAGAGAGAAGGUCACAGACCUUUUCCAUACACAAAAUCCGUCUCCGGCCUUUCGGCUUGCAUUGGUCAAUUUAGCGAUGUCGAAACGUGCAGUAGAGGAGGAUUAUGAAACUUCAAGAAAGAAUGGCCCUAGCGCCAAUCAUUCUUCAGAGGACGCUGUUGAUGCCGAUAUGGGCGAGUUUGAGGAUGCUUGGGAUGAUGAAGUUGAAAGUGAAGAGGAGGAAUAUAUGGAAGCUGACGGAGCGGAUGAGGAGGAGCACGGCCAAGAAGACAUUAUUCCUGAGGAGCAACAGGAGGUUUGGCUGCCUGGUGGAGAAAUAAAAGAAAAUGAAAAUCUGGUCGUCGACCAGAGUGCAUACGAAAUGCUUCACAACAUUCAAGUUAGAUGGCCUUUCCUUAGCAUUGAUGUGAUUCCCGAUGAAUUCGGCGAGGAACGCCGUUCAUGGCCUCAUCGCAUGUACCUUGUGGGCGGUUCCCAGGCAGAAAAGACAAAGGACAACGAAAUAACAGUCAUGAAGCUUAGUCAGUUGUACAAAACACAGCACGAUGAUGACGAUAGUGAUGCUUCUGAUGAUUCUGAUAUUGAAGAAGAUCCACUGCUUGAGUUCCGUUCCCUGCCCGUCGAGGGCUCCUGCAACCGUGUCUGUGCCGCCAAGCCUUCCACAAACGAAUCACUUAUUGCUUCCUUCCAUGAAACUGGAAAGGUUCAUAUUUGGAACGUUGCUCCUCAGCUCCGUUCUAUGGAGCAAGUCGGUAUGCUUAUUCCUCCAGGUGCAAAUGAUCCUGUGUACACAGUGAACAAUCACUCCACUGAAGGCUAUGCUUUGGACUGGUCUCCGUUUGAGUCCAUGCUGCUUUCGGGAGACAAUAAGGGCGAGAUAUAUUUGACAAAGCGUGACGCUAGUGGUCAUUGGGUGACUGACAACAAGCCUUUCCAGGGUCAUGCUUCCUCCGUGGAGGACAUUCAGUGGUCUCCAACGGAACGCACAGUGUUUGCCAGCUGCAGCAGUGAUGGUACUUUCCGUAUCUGGGAUAUUCGCAACAAAAACCAUACACCUGCACUUACGGUCAAUGCUCAUCCUGGCGUUGAUAUCAAUGUGCUGAGUUGGAAUACUAAAGUACCUUAUCUUUUGGCUACCGGAGCCGACGAUGGAAUGUGGUGCGUUUGGGAUUUGCGCCAACUCAAGCAAUCUACCUCGGCUGCUACUCCCGUUGCUUCUUUCAAAUGGCAUAAGGCCCCCAUCACGUCUAUUGAGUGGCACCCCAAUGAGGAAUCAGUCAUUGCUGUUGCCGGUGCUGACGACCAGGUAUCCAUGUGGGAUUUGUCUGUCGAACUGGAUGUGGAAGAGCAGCAAGUUCGCACUUCAGAGGGUAUGGGCGCAUUGCCUCCUCAACUUAUGUUUGUUCAUAUGGGCCAGCAGCACAUCAAAGAACUGCACUGGCAUCGCCAGAUUCCUGGUGUCGUUAUUUCCACCGCCCAAUCUGGAAUUAACGUAUACAAAAGUAUUUCAUUUUAAGUUUCUUUUUGGAUCGUCAUUCAUUUUGUCUUUAAGUACUAUAUACAACAUACGGGUUUAUAGGGAUUGCACGAAUUUUAUAAUCCUGAGUAUUGAAAUCUCUCUGUAGCUGACCAUCUCGUUGAUAAUUCUGAAUUGUUCUCGCAAACAUAAAUCUCAAGAUGGACUUGUAGAAACGUUUGCAGAGCCGCGGUAAUGAUUUUACUAUAUUCUUCUGCUGCCAAUGUCGGUUCCUCCACAAGACCCCCGCUACCCCCAUUUUUUGGUGUGGUGGUUUGUCG